AUGUCUUCACGAGGGAAUCAGCGAAGAGGUCCAAAUCGGAAUAGCGAGAUCGGCGAGCACGGAGAGGAAUUGCCCAUGUGGAAAGAUAUCAAGGACAAAGGCACUGCUAUUACCAAUGCCUUCAAUGACAGCAGUUCCAACGUCAACAAAAUUCGCGACCAGGAGAAGCUCAUGGCCGAGAAGAAGACCAAAGGCGUCCUCACUAUAGAAGACUAUAAUACACUCGAUGACUUCUACCGUAAGGGUGUAAAGGCCAAUGAAAUUGCUAGUCAAGCUAUCGUCGAAACAAUCGAAAAACUCAAGGUAUUACGUGCCGUACAGAAGGCCAAGGAGGAGCAGCAAGAGGUAAACACCUCGAGAGUCCAGCGAGCUAAGGAGUCAGCCGCUGCUGCCUCUUCUCUAUAUGACUUUGACGGAUCUGGCGAGUCGUCCGUCCCGUCUCCAAACCCCACCAUACGCCGUAUAAAUAAUAAUAACAAGGGUGACCGUGACUCAGUCCCCCCUAGGGAUCGUUCUACUCCGGCAACCAAGGCGGGGAGCGCCGAACCGCAAGCCGGACCCUCUUCUAACUCCAACCGUACCAAGCAGACAUUCGCCAAAGACGACGAGGUCGCUUUCAAGCCAAAGCCCGUGAGCAACGAGCAGACGGACUGGAUUCUAGGUAUCGUCCAAGAUGUUCGCGGCGACGGAAAGACGAGGCGGUACAGGGUUCUCGACGCCGACGUGGACGAGAAUGGUCACCAAAAAGAUUUCCGAACUUACGCUAGCAGCAUGAUCCUUAUCCCUAGAGAAGGGACUGUGUUGCCACCAUUAGAGACGGGUAAGACGGUGCUAGCACUUUAUCCCAAUACUACCACAUUCUAUAAAGCUGAGGUUAUGGGGAUGGAUGGUGAUGGGAAGGUCAACUUGAAAUUUGAAGGCGAGGAGAGCAGCAAUACAAUGCAAGCCGUCAUCCGUCGACACGUUGUAGAGUAUCGGGGUUGA
Messenger RNA from Daldinia childiae, 984 nucleotides. RefSeq names its product SAGA-associated factor 29. The coding region runs from base 1 to 984 and encodes 327 amino acids. The record is from RefSeq and is a predicted model, not a curated record. NCBI's taxonomy places the organism in Eukaryota, Fungi, Ascomycota, Sordariomycetes, Xylariales, Hypoxylaceae. Gene Ontology annotation, cellular component: SAGA complex. The transcript is spliced from 2 exons.